Messenger RNA from Amphiprion ocellaris (clown anemonefish), 1700 nucleotides. Its product is annotated as tubulin-specific chaperone cofactor E-like protein. The record is from RefSeq and is a predicted model, not a curated record. The coding region runs from base 168 to 1469 and encodes 433 amino acids. Gene Ontology annotation, molecular function: U2 snRNA binding. Gene Ontology annotation, biological process: mRNA splicing, via spliceosome. The transcript has 9 exons. Lineage: Eukaryota; Metazoa; Chordata; Actinopteri; Pomacentridae.
UCAUCUGUCACCAACCGAAGAACAACAACAACAAACUGAAGGCUUCGGGGGGUUCCGGGGACGAGCUCUCAUCAGCGUUUUCCUCCAGCAGAGAUGGGGCAUGUGAUCUGAUGUGUUGUUGAAAACAGUCUUUCCUUUGGUCUCUGCCACAUCAGAGGACUGGAAACAUGGAGUCGUCCUCUGAUGAAGAGGAGGUUAUCACCUUCAUUAAAGUCAUCAGUGAGAAGUACAACCCAGAGAAUUUCCCCUAUGGCCCCGGAGUCAUGGUUCUGCCCAGCCCUCCAGGAUCCCCCGUCAAAGAUCGACUCUUCUUGCCCAACAUACUGGUUCUGAAUCAUCGUGGGAUCAAUAAAGCCGGCGACAGAUCAGACAUCGAAGCUUUCUGUGCUCAUGUGGUGGAGCUGGACCUGUCCCACAAUCAAUUUAACGACUGGGGAGAGAUAUGCACCAUAGUUUCCAGCAUCCCUCACCUGGACUUCCUCAAUCUGAGCAUGAACCCUCUGAGUGGUGUGGAGCUAGAGCCCAGCAUGGCCGAGGUUUUCUCCAGAGUCCGACGGCUCGUCCUCAUCAACACACACGUUAGCUGGGACACUGUGCACAUGCUCACACAACAUAUGCCAGAGCUAGAGGAGCUUUUCUUGUGCCUGAACGGCUUCAACACUGUGUCAGAAUCCCAGACAUCCUGUCCGUCACUACGCCUGCUGCAGAUCACAGACAACCAGCUGCAGAAAUGGGCAGAAGUGAGGAAGUUUGGGCUGCUGUACCCGAGUCUGAGUGCACUGGUGCUGGCCAAUAACAGUGUGGAUUCUGUGGGAGACACUCAGGAAACACUGCAGCAUCUGUUUCCCAACCUGCACAGCAUCAACCUCAACAAUUCAGGGCUUAGUAAAUGGGAUGACAUUGAAAGACUGAAUUUCUUUCCGAAGCUGAAGGAAGUCAAAGCAAAAGGGAUUCCUUUAUUGCAGUCUUACAGCACCCAGGAGAGACGUAGCCUCCUUUUAGCACAGCUGCCAUCUGUAACAGUGCUGAAUGGGAGUGCAGUGUCUGCUGGGGAGAGAGAGGAUGCUGAGAGGUUCUUCAUCAGGUACUACCAGGACUUUCCAGAACAGGAGCUCCCCGAGAGGUACCACAUCCUUGUAUCCAAGUACGGCCCCCUGGCUCCGCUAGCAGAGGUGGACUUGAGCCCUCGCUGCACCGUGGUGGACGUUCGCUGGGGUGAGAGGGUGGAGGCAGUCAGCCUCCGUCUGGAGCAGACAGUGGGUGACCUGAAGAAACAACUCAAAGCUCUGCUGCAGCUGCCCACCAAUGGGAUCAGGCUUUUCUACAUCGACCGAGAAAUGUGCUCAGUCUUGGGACCUGAGGAGAUGAAGUGCAGCUCCAGAGCGCUUCAUUCCUACAGCAUUCGAGACGGGGAUGAGAUUCUAGUUGUGCCCAAAGCCAAAAGCCGCUGCAGCUCCUCAGAUCUUUGAGUCAGGGACUUCUGUUGUGUUGGAUGGAUGGGACACAGAGGUCAAGUCAUAGCAAGCUCAUUGCUAAAUCUGAAAUAUUAUUAAUAAACACUCAUGUGGAUACUUGGCUUCGGCAAAUACCCAGAUGUGAGCACUUGGCCUGACGAAAAGUGGUACCAGUACAUCCCUACUGGAUACUAAGCUUUGACUUGAGCCUUUUAUAGAUAAUAAAAGAUAUAUUUCAAUCUUGAA